Molecule: messenger RNA, 1827 nt
Organism: Brassica rapa (field mustard)
Lineage: Eukaryota; Viridiplantae; Streptophyta; Magnoliopsida; Brassicales; Brassicaceae
Product: lipase
Source: RefSeq, a predicted model, not a curated record
AAAGCGUUUUCAUGCGUCAGGUAAUUACAAAUUACAAAACGAACGAGAAAGUUAUGUGUGGUGAGAGCCAGAGGCAAAAUCUUUCUUCUAGAAGCAAACGACGACAAGUAGCAAGAAUCUUCAUCUUUGCUUCAAUGUCGUCGACAAAGAUCGGAUUUUGAUUACUGGGUUUUGAAAAAGUCUGCGUCUUUGAGUCUCUUCUGCUUCUGGGUAUUUGUAAAAGAGACGAAAGGUCGAGUUUUUGAGAGGAUGAUUCAACGGCUGGUUGUAACUGCUCUUCAGCUAGCGGAGCUGUCAGUGAGCUCCGUCGUUCACAUGAUGUAUGGGCUUUACAUAUUCAGCUCCGCCGUCGCCGGAGAUCUCACACAGACGUUGAGCGAGUCAAUCUUCAAGUCCGAAACCACCGGCGAAGUCAAACGAAGUACAACUCAAGUCAAUGAUCUGCCUCCGAUUGUUUUAGUCCACGGCAUUUUCGGGUUUGGGAAAGGAAGAUUAGGUGGGUUAUCGUACUUUGCUGGAGCUGAGAAGAAGGAUGAGAGAGUGUUGGUGCCUGAUCUGGGGUCUUUGACGAGUGUACACGAUAGGGCUAGAGAGUUGUUUUAUUACUUGAAAGGUGGAAGAGUUGACUAUGGUGAAGAUCAUAGUAAAGCUUGUGGGCAUUCUCAGUUCGGUCGUUUCUAUGAGAAAGGGGAGUAUCAAGAAUGGGAUGAAGACCAUCCUAUUCACUUUGUUGGUCACUCUGCUGGUGCUCAAGUUGUUCGUGUCUUGCAGCAAAUGCUCGCUGACAAGAUGUUUGAUGGUUAUGAGAACACAAAUGAGAACUGGGUUUUGAGUUUAACAUCCUUGUCAGGAGCAUUAAACGGAACUACACGAACAUACCUUGAUGGAAUAUCGCCAGAAGACGGGAAGUCUCUCAAACUCAUAUCUCUCCUGCAGAUCUGUAAACUUGGAGUCGUAAUGUAUGACUGGCUCGACAUUCCUUGGCUCAAAUCCUAUUACAACUUCGGGUUCGACCAUUUCAACAUGUCCUGGAAGAAAACAGGUUUGCGCGGUCUUGUCGACUGCCUCCUUGGAAACGCAGGCCCUUUUGCCUCAUCUGGAGAUUGGAUCCUACCUGACCUCUCAAUCCAAGGGUCCAUGAAGCUAAAUGCUAAUCUCAAGACUUUCCCAAACACGUUCUACUUCAGCUACGCGACUAAGCGCACUAGAAAGCCUCUAGGGAUGAUGACUGUUCCUUCAGGUGUGAUGGGGAUCCAUCCUCUGCUUUUCAUCCGUGUGUUGCAGAUGAGUCAGUGGCGGUUCCCUCGUGACAUCCCUCUGCCUUAUAAGGGUUACAGAGAUGAAGAUUGGCAGGACAAUGAUGGAGCGUUGAACACUAUAUCCAUGACUCACCCACGGAUCCCUGUUGAACACUCUAAUCUCAUUGUUCAGAGUGACUCAGAUUGUCUCCCUCUCCAACCAGGCAUUUGGUACUACAAGAUCGUGGAGGCGGAUCAUAUUCUAUUCAUUGUGAACCGAGAGAGAGCUGGUGUGGAGUUUGAUUUGAUCUACGACAGUAUCUUUGAACGGUGCAGGAAGCAUGUAUUCCGGAAGAGCCCUCAGACAUUGCCGAACGAAGCUCAACAGCAGCUAGGAGGAGACCAAGAAGAUUAGAGGGGCCAACAAAUGUGUAUAGCUUUCAUGAUUACUUUCGCUAAAGAAGUAGAUUUCAUUGUUAGUUCUGUUUUGUUUCUAAACAUUCCUAUGUCCGCACUCGAACUAUACGCCUUUUUUUUUUAAUUUAGUUGAGUUUCUAGCUUUAAUAAAAGAUUUAAAAGAGUUGUAAAA